CGCCGGGUUGUCAAACAGUAAAGUUUCCCUGGACCCUCAGUGCGAAGUGUCGGCUGAAGACAAACUGGGGAAGCGGUUGGUUGGUCGUUUUGAAUUGGGGCAGCAGUUGAUAAAACAGCUGUACUACGGUGAAAAAUAUUGGUCAACAUCUGCACGAACGACUCGACAGUUCCGCCUUGAAAUCCGAGAUAAUACAAGGGAAUUAAAGCAGAAACGCCGGAGUAUAAGUCAAGCUAGGGCAUCAGUAACGGUAGUUGGGACCUGAAAUCAUUGUUACAUAUUUGUGACAACAAAAACCAGUCUGCAACCUGCUGCCCCUGCCUUCAAGGUGCCUUUACCAUGGUGACACUAAAAGAAUCAUACACUUUACAAUAAGCCAGAGGAAGAGCUUUUUGUUACAGUUGCAUUGCCUCACUUUCAGCAUCAUCUUGAUCACUUCACUUCCACGACGGCGGUAAUCUGGUCCAGCCAUGCAUCUAGAAGUAAAGGUCGCCCUCAACUUCAUCAUGUCCUACCUGUACAACAAGCUGCCUCGGCGUCGAGCUGACCUGUUUGGUGAGGAGCUGGAGAGGAUACUGGUGUCUCGUUUUGAGGGUCACUGGUACCCUGAAGCCCCUCUCAGGGGUUCUGCGUUUCGCUGUAUUCAUCUGGGAGCACCGAGAGACCCCGUAGUGGAGUUGGCCGCCAAGAGAAGCGGACUGGACACAGAGGAAGUGCGUGCAAAUGUUCCUGCCGAACUCAGUGUAUGGAUUGACCCUUACGAGGUGUCCUACCAGAUUGGAGAGAAGGGGGCUGUGAAGGUUCUCUACCUGGAGGACCCUCCAGGCCUUGGUUCUGAGAGCGACAGGCCAGAGGGGGUGAUCAGAGAGGGUAAAGGAGAUCCAGAAGCAGAGGAGGCCAAGAGUGUGGGAUUCAACCCAGAUGCUCAGGUGUUCGUGCCCAUUGGAAGCCAGGCUUCUCCUGCCCUCAUGCCAUCACUCUCUAGCUCUCCCACGCCUCUGUCUGCCCAGCCCUGCCCUGGGCUCUUCAGUUACCCCAGCUCCAGUACACCUACCGACCCUGCUGCCCAUUCCUCCAACACCUCUACUCCUUCUCCUCCCAGCGGUGGGUUGCCCUACCUCUCCACUCAGCAGCCACCCUCCACUCUUCCCACUGCCCGCCCUCAGCCCAUCACUUUCACCACCGCUAGCUUCGCCGCCACCAAAUUUGGCUCGACCAAGAUGAAGAAGUGCAGUGGAUCUGGGUCGGCAGCUAGCUCUGCAGUCGUCAUACCGCCUGUCCAGAGGAUGCUCUCCCGCUCUCCGACCACCAUCUCGGGGCCAGAGCUACUCAAGCACAAGCCCCUGUCCCUCUCCUUGCACUCCCUCGGAGGUCCCAUCGCCAGCCAGCUCUCGCCCAACGCCAAAGAGUUUGUCUACCCAGGAUCCCCAGGUCCUCUUUACUUCGAUGCUGACACCCAGCCGAUGCAGCCUCAUGCCAGCCCAUUCCAACCAUCCCACACCGUUAACACCCAUCCAUCCUUUGACCCCUUCUCCAGCCCUCCUCCUACUCAGAGUGUGGGCAUCAUUGGCAGCAGUGGAGGAAUCCCCUACAUGGAGAAGCCGCCGUUUGUCGAGGGUUUAGGAAGUUACAACCUGCAAUAUCCUAGCCAGUCCUUCCAGCCUGUUGUGCUGGCCAACUAAGCCUUCAUUUGUACCGUUAAGAAUUGUUGUAGGAGAAGGUGGGUGUGGAACAAUGAUAUUUUCAGUUUUUGUAACAAAUAAAAACUAAUCCAAGCUAAGAAUUUGCUUCACUACAACGAUUUAAAAUACUACAUUCACUGAAUAGUUUGAGUGUUUUGUUUUGUUCUUCCAUAACCCCCAAUCCCACCCUGCCCUUUUGCCUUUUGGUGUUACUCCUCAUGUUUUGUGUGUUGGCUUUGAUGACAGGAGUGGAUCCUCUUUACCUUGAGUCGUUGCCAAUCUGCAUUUAUUAUUUUGCAUUGAAUGUUAAUGGGCCUUUUUUUUCUUGACUUCUUGUAGUUUAAUGGACCCGGCUCUAGUAUAGCUCCAUUUUGCACUGCGCUGUCAUGCUGUGAAAAGGGACGUUGCCAAGUCCUGCAGAGAAUGAUGGCUGUGGAAAGCUCAGCACUUUGCUCUGCAAUCUGCUCUGCCCUACUUGCCACAAAUACAGAGAGAGGGGCUCUGCUGUGUGUGUGUGUGUGUGUGUGUGUGUAGUCAUGUUUUGUUUUGUUGUGGCACAGCGUGAUCAAGAGAUUCGAUGUUUGUGCGGCGGGCCUGUUACCUUUGAAACGCACUCGUGCACAGGCACAAUUUAACUCUGUUGUUGUCACCAGGUGUAUACUGGAAGCAGUUUAUCGUCAGCAGGAAUGUACAUGACAUGGCUUUAAAUGAAAUGAGAGCAGUGGAGGGAGCAGAAAGGGAUCAUUGGGGUGUUAAGGCAGCGAUGUAGUAGAAUGUAUUGUGCCUGUCAGGGGAAACUACAGUUGGAAGGUCAGGAAAACCUUGGCAAAUGUGAAAAGCAAGUACUUUUUUUUUUUUUUUUCUUUUUUUUUUUAAGGACUAUAACCCUGUGCUGAUUCCCACAAGGAUAUAAGCUGAUGGUUUCAUACAUAUGUAUGCAGAAAUAUGUGCACAUGCACACGAUUCCUUUCAGCAGCUUGUGUGAAGGUGAACAGGCGGAUAUGGAGGUGGGGGGAGGGGAUGCUGCAGUUAAGCAGUAGGGAUUGUGAUAAAUGGCUUAGCAUGACUUUGACUAUGAAGGAGAGGUUUUCCGUCUGCCUGGAGAGGAGAGAAGGCAAUGGGAGAGAUGAGAAGACAGAAGAAGCGGAGAGGGGAAAGUGAGAGAACAAAUCGGAGGGUUCUGUUUCCUCGGUGGCGUGCAGGCUGUAUGGGCUUAGAGGGUGACACUUGAAAACCAGAGCACGUUUCUGGUGAGCUUAAAUGGACCUGAAGCCAAACGCUUACACCAUUCUCUCCCUCCUCUUGAAAUUCUUCCGUGAUCUUUUCCUCUGGCUAUUGAUCUAAAAACCAGAAUAUACACCCAGCUCAGGUUGCUCUGUCUCUUUUCCCAGUUGCCGCUGUGUGGAUAAAGAUACGAUGAUGAAUGUUCUUUAUUGGUGUUUGGCUUUUGUUUCUUUAUUUGAUGGCCUGUCAGAUCUCUGGAAGUCUGCCGCUUAUAACUUGUUUACCAGCCGGGUCCAUGUGAUUGUUGGUUAGUCACUGCAGGGAAGGGUAACCCCCAGAUGUCCAUUUGAGCUGUCCAGCACUUUAUUACUGGGCUCCUGAUGCCGUGUGUCGCCCACAGACGUGAGCGCUAAACCAUUCCUUUGCCCUCUGUUUGGUAAUGGCACAUUUUAUUCAGCUGUCAUGAAAUGCUUUAGAGAUUCAAGCAGGAGCUUCAUUUGUAUUCAGACACAUUAAACUGGUGAGGAGACGAUGUCUGUCUGUCUGUCUUGUCCAUUUAUUUGAAUGUUUUCUAAACUUGUACCCUUAAAUGUUUUUGUAUAAGCAGAAACAAGGACCCUUGACUUGUGCUCACGCUGGUUUUGCAAUGUGACAGCUUGUCAUAUGCAUGCAGGUUUUCUGUCCUUUAUUUGUUUUCUUUUCAUGGGAACGGGUGGGGAGGUACACAUCUCUGAAAAUGUUCUAAUCGUGAGGGAAAAGAUGCAUUUAUAGUUCUUGUUUUCUAAUUUAUUUCCAAUAUUUCUAUAUUUUUGUUUUUGCAAAUGAUCACUUACAUUUGUAUGAGUAAGACAUGACAAGUCCAGGAAUAUGUAUAUAAAAAGUUCUUAUGUUUAGAUUCUUUGUUUAGUUUCUUACAUGCUGAGGUUAUUUUUUCAGAAAAUAACGUGAAUAUAUGCAAACUGAGACAAAAAUAAAGAUGUACAGAAUAAAGUAUUGAAUGUGUAUUGUACCUUGUACAGCAUUUGUCUAAUAAGACGGGUAAAUGUAUUCAUUCUUCAAGUUGGAUUUGGAGUUUAAGAUGUGAAUGUUUACAGUGGGUUUGUGUAAAGAAAAGAUGGCUGAUGACUUUCUCUGUGCUCCCAGGGCAGUCUGACAACUACUCCCAUAGGCAGUGCAUUUAAACCAAAAAUCUCCACAUUUCAGAUUAAUUUUUGAGUGCAAUGACCAUUUUCUCUCUUCAUGUGAAGUCACUUAAUGUUGUGUGGUCGCCAAGCUUAAUUUUUUCCUGACAAAAUGUCUGUCAUUGCUUUUCCUCCUCUUUUUCUACGGAAGAUGAAUUCAGAUUUCUAUUAACAAAAUAUCUUUUAACCUUCCUCCCAUCAGAUUUAACUUUUUCUCAACUAAUUUUUUUCCAGUGGGUUAUCAUCCCUCCAUCAGCCUGACCCUUUGGUCCUUUGGUCCUGAUAAAUAUAGCCAUAUGUCCCAGACUGUCUUUGCUUACACAGAUGCUCACCCUUCUUCAGUGCAAUGUAAUGCCAUAAUUUAAAUUACCCUGAAAGAUUAAAGGGGUUACUACCUCUCUGCACCCUGGAUAAACAAACAGACAAACAAAAAAAACAAUAUAUCUCCUUGAUAGGAAGACGGUGUUACGGCAGGUUUGGAAUGAUGAAGGAAAUGAAUGUGCUGUGAAUGUUAUUGAUCUGUUGAUAGUCAGCCCUGUUUGAGAUGGCCUGCAGAAAAUAAAUUGGGGAAACUGCUCAUUUUAUUUAGUGGAUCUUUGCUCACUUGCACGUUCAAAAGGUCCAAGUGACACCCCCCACCACCACACACAUUUGUCAUAUUAUUAAGCAUUAGCGAGGUGUGUUGUUCCUCUGCAUACAAAUUGGACGGAGAGAUCGGAGGGUGUGAUCGAUUGUCGUAAAGCUGGUUUCCCCCUCACAUCUUUAAGAAUGAACGCUGAUUUGUGUUCACUUAAAGAACAGAUUAGACGGUGUUUUAAACACGCCACACAUCAGCUGUACACGCAGGCUAUUCUGCAGUCAGGGCUGAGCAUUAAUGAAGAGGAAAAACAAGAAUUUUGUAUUCUAAUGUCCUUUGCUUAUAUCAAUGUGUGCGUUUUAUUUUGCACUUUGGAAUAUUUCAUUGUCAUAAAAGAAGUUUAUUUUCUAUGUAAAAUUUAACAUUUAAGAGUAAAAUAGAUAUAAUUAAAAGUUCAGAUGAUGUAUAAAUAUAGUGCUUUCUUUCCUGCCUGUAUUUUAUUAUUUUUCCUAUUUUGUAUCUGAUCUGUACACCCUGUAGAUGUGUAAUGAAUCUUUCACUACUGAAAUGCAAUGACCUGUUUUCUGUGCUGCCCCUCAGGAAUGGGGAGUUACUACUGCAGUUUCUUAUUGUAUCAGAUUCUUUUUUAAGUUUGUAAUAAAAGAGAACAGACUGGCAAAAA
This is a messenger RNA of Scatophagus argus, 5346 nucleotides long. Its product is annotated as protein Tob2. The transcript is spliced from 2 exons. Gene Ontology annotation, molecular function: transcription corepressor activity. NCBI's taxonomy places the organism in Eukaryota, Metazoa, Chordata, Actinopteri, Scatophagidae. The coding region runs from base 471 to 1682 and encodes 403 amino acids. The record is from RefSeq and is a predicted model, not a curated record. Gene Ontology annotation, biological process: regulation of gene expression. Gene Ontology annotation, cellular component: cytoplasm; nucleus.